UCUUGAGGACCAAGCGUCUCAUAAUCUUGAGCGCAAUUUGGAGAAGUACUGUAGCUAGCUAGCUUUGACUGUGCAGAAUUUUAGGUGAAAACUCUCACAUGUUCUGUCCAGAUACUGCAACCCGUUACCGGGAAAGUGAACAAAUAAAUAUGUGUCUGGAUGAUUAAUAUUUUGAAGGUCCUUAUAUAAGUAGAUAUUCACAAUUUAGUCCUAUUUAUUCUGGUAAAGCAGUCUUUGGAGAAGAACAAGGUGUUGUUUUCGCCAUGGAUAUGGAACGACAGAAACGAAGAGAGGAAAUCCAGAAAGCUAUGGGCUUUAUUCAGUCCUCCUUGCCUUUCCCAGAGCCUGAGAAUUAUGCGGCUUUUUUGACCCAGUUGGUGUGUAACUUGCUGGACGAGGGAAACACAGUGUUUCGUGAUGGGGAAUGGAGGCAGGCAGCGCAGCAUUACAGUGAGGGAGUCAACGUGGCCCGCUAUGCUCAGGCAGAGGCACUGGUCAUUCCCCCUGAGCUUCUGGAGAGCCUCUAUGUCAACAGGGCAGCGGCACACUUUCAGUUUGGGGAGUUUGAGCGGGGCGUACAGGACUGCGAUAGCGCGCUGUGCGUGUGUGAGGGCAGUCGCAGGGCGCUCUACAGGAAAGCUCUAUGUCUGAGAGAGCUGGGCCGACUCAGGGAGGCCUAUGAGUGUGGCACCGGAUGCCUGCUCACUGCCCCACACGACAGGCAGGUGGGUGAACUGGCCCAGGACCUGGCUAAUAAACUUGGCCUGAAGGUCCGUAAGGCCUACAUCAGCUCUCAGGUGGAGUCCUCAACGUCAGGGAGGGAGAGCAAUAGAGAGAAUUCUUCACCCACAGGAGAGACGUCCGCCAACGGGCUAGAAUCUUUGACUGACAUUGCAUCAGCUGAUCUGUCCAGUGCCCAGUGUAUCCCUGCCCCUCUGGCCACGCCCAUCCCUGUCAGCGACGAGCCCUCUAGCCCAGUGGCCACGCCCUGUGCUGACCUAUCAGAGAGCCCCAGUACGGUCCUACCGCCCAUGCCCUACUCCGUUCCUGUGUCGGAGCACAUGGAGGAGUGCAGCGUGAUCGCUGACGAUCUGGACAGCCUGCUGGGGGACUGCAUCUCCAAGAAAGUCAGCGAGUCACAGAGCCCAGUCCAGGGUGCUAUCCCCACCAACCUCCCCAACACAGCUGUGGGCCUGCACCCUCCAUACUCCUCCAGCCUCCCCGCCCCCUCGCCCCAGCUACCCCCUGCCUUCUUCAGCUCCUCUGUCAGCCAGAUGCCCUCCUUGGAGCCUUACCCCUCACUGGGCCAGAGGGAGCAGACCUCCACACAGGCGCUGGACGCCCUGGGGGCCUUCUCCCCGGGGACAGGGGACAUGGAGGGCAAAGGAGGGGUUGGAAUUGGAGGCCUGGACUCACUCUCUGAGUACACUUUGCCUGGGGGAAGAAUCUCUCACAGCUUCAUCCCUGGGAUCUGCAACCACAGCUCUACUCACACGAACGUCCCAGCAGGCACCAACCUCUCCCUGCUCUCCCGGAACCCACUGGCUGCCACCCACGAGUUCAGACAGGCCUGCCAUGCCUGUUACAGCCGCAUAGGUCCACGGGUGAUUGACUACCAGUACCAGCCAGAGGCGGCUCACCGCUGUAAGAGGGACGUGCUACUGUGUCGCUUCAAAAACACAGACGACCCCACAUGGAAGAGAGUCAGGCCUCGCCCCGCUAGAAACAACUUCCUGGGGGCCUUUGUGCUCUGCAAAGAAGUCCAGGAGCGCCAGGAGUGCCAGUACGGGGAGAACUGCACGUUUGCCUACUGCCAGGAGGAAAUAGACGUGUGGACCCAGGAGAGGAAGGGGGCUCUGAGCAGGGAGCUGCUGUUUGACCCGCUGGGAAGCACCGAGAGACGGGCACUCAGCGUCACACGGCUGCUGCAGCUACACAUGGGCAUGUUCAUGUUCCUCUGUGAGGAAUGUUUUGACAGUAAGCCUCGCAUUAUCAGCAAACGCAGCAAAGAGAACUUGGCUGUCUGCUCAAACCUCACCGCCCGACAUCCCUUCGACGAUAACAAGUGCCUAGUGCAUGUGGUGCGUUCGGCCAACGUGCGCUACAGUAAGGUGCGCCCGCUGCACCCCCUCUGCCAGUUUGACGUGUGUCGCCACGAGGUGCGUUACGGCUGCCAGCGCGAGGACAGCUGUUCCUUUGCCCACUCCGUCAUAGAACUCAAGUGCUGGGUACUGCAGCAGGACACAGGUAUCACCCACGAGGAGAUGGUACAGGAGUCCAAGAGGCACUGGUACAGGCUAGAGCAAAAUGCUCAGAGACAGAAGCCUAUGCAUGUCCCACACCAGAGCUGUGGUGGUGGUGGUGGGGUGGGGGGAAUAGGAGGGGGAGAUAAUCUCGGGGGUGGAGGGGUUGGCUCCGGAGUGAGAGGCAGAGGGCUGAACCUGAAGAUGAAGUUUGUCUGUGGCCAGUGUUGGAGGGACGGACAGGUCAACGAACCAGACAAGGCCCUCAAGUACUGCACUGCUAAAGCAAGGCACAGCUGGACUAAGGAGCGUCGGGUAUUGCUUGUGAAAUCAUUUGAGAAGAAGAAAUGGGUCGUUGUGCGGCCGCUUCCCUUCUCCCGUACAUACCCACAGCAGUAUGACAUGUGUGUCCAUGUGAUGAAGCAGAAGAAGUGCCACUACAUCGGAAAUUGUUCCUUCGCCCACAGUCUGGAGGAGAGGGACGUCUGGACGUACAUGAAGGACAACAGCUUGAGGGACAUGCAGCAGAUGUAUGACAUGUGGCUCACGAUGACCAAUCAGAACAGACGCACUGACAGAAGCCCCAUGACCCCGCCUCCGGAGGAGAAACAGGUUUCGAGGACGACCGAUUACACAGAGUCAUUGUCUGGGCAGCGGUUGUCGGAAGGAGGAGAUAUGUGAGUGUUGUUGUGCUGAGGAGGAGCUGGCCCUGGAGACGUGGAAAGGAGACCCCGCUCCCACUACACCAGAGACCAGCUACAGUACCUACCGCCUGUGACAUCAGUCUGAAUGCAAACACACAUACACACAACACACCUUACAGUACAACAAAUUGCUGUUGCAACAGGCACCAACUCGUGUGACGCACACACACAGAAAGUCGUAUAUAAGAACAUUCACGCCCAUAAUCUGAAUGGUUUGGCAGUUAAUUUCAAUCUGAACCUCAGUGUAUCUCUAACACGCUGCAGAUGUCAAUGUACUUUAUAUGUGUCCAUUAUAUUACCAUUGAAGGCAAAUUUUGAAUUGUCAGCAAAGAGAAAAGGCCCCAAAGUCGCCCCUUCUAACGAAUACGGAGUGGCUGUGUGGCCGAUACUUCUUCCUGGUGAUUAAACAACUGAACAAAUUAGCCUGCAUAAUAUAUAUUUAAUAUUUUUAUUUUUUUGAGGUUUGUUCAAAUCGCCAUAGUUUUUAUUUUAUUUCAGCUGUUCAUAAAUAUGAGGCAGAGACGUAGCAAAUGUGCAGAACGUGAUUCGGUUGUUUAGCUCUGGGAAUGAGGCGCCCAGGGGGGCAGUACAUGGGCAGAACGGGGUGGUUGGAUUCGGCCGUGCAGCCUCAACCUCAAAAAUAAGCCCCUUAUCUAUGUAGCUAGGGGCAAACGUCUACAACCAAGUCCUACCCUCCUUCCCUUGUGGGAACGUAGAAAGAGGGAGAGAGAAAUCGGACAGAAAUGGUUAGUACGCCAUUUUGAUUGUCCAUGGGAGUUGGCGCUUCACUCUAUUCGUCUGCCAUAUUGGUAGAGUACUAUGAAUGUAAAGCCAGUCGUUUUGAGGAAGUCAUAAAAAUAAUUAUGGUUGUGGAAUUUAUUCGAAAUACCCAAGACAAAUCUUAUAUAACAUUUAAAAUGACCCCCUAUCCCCCCUUUUUUAUUAAUAGAAAUGGCACAGUAGUCUUGGUUAUAUACUGUAAGCAAGCUAGGCAGCCGUACCUGUGGCCAGCAACGACACGUAUGCACAUUCACAUACACGCUGUAUACACUGAGUAGGCUCAGAAUGGAACAGUUUCAUAAUAUUGCAUUGGAGGGCUAUAGGGAGUGACUGCAGACUCUUCACUCGGACCCACUCAAACAACAUACUGUAUCGUAUGCUUAAAACCUGGAGUUUUCAUGGACUACAUGAACAAGUCUGCGUCCUCCUAGUUAUAGCCACUCUAUAACAAGACUCCAGAUGUUAUCCGGGUGUGACGUGGCUUCAUCUGGCAUGUCUACCACCAGUUUAACUAGGAUCAAGUGAGGUUACCUUUGCCCUGUUAGCCCUCCAAUGUAAACCUAUGCUGAUUUAGCCAGGGAGAAAAGAUAAGCUCCAAAUCACAAAGACUGAGUACAGGAACAAUACAUGGGGUUAAGAUGCAUAUGACAGAACAUUAGGGAUUCCAAUAAGGGAUUCCACAAGAAAGGGGAGGGAUCGUAGGAUAGUACAGCAGGAUGGAGCUUGAAUGGAUCCUGGAGUAUGGUGGCUUGGUCAAAGGGGUGGUCAGGUGGGCGGGUUAGGGGAUGGAAACUGGACAGGUAGCUGGAUCCUGGGCAGGGUGGGCACUGAACAGGUAGUUGGAUCCUGGGGUGGGUGGGCACUGGACAGGUAGCUGGAUCCUGGGGUGGGUGGGCACUGGACAGGUAGCUGGAUCCUGGGGUGGGUGGGCACUGGACAGGUAGCUGGAUCCUGGGGUGGGUGGGCACUGGACAGGUAGCUGGAUCCUGGGGUGGGUGGGCACUGGACAGGUAGUUGGAUCCAGGGGUGGGUGGCUGACAGGCUUGGGUAUUGUAAGAGAGGGAGGGCGUUAUGGAAGCAAUGAUGAAUACAUAAAAAGUUAAUUAAAAGUAAAAUGGCUACCCAUAAUGUAGGCUAAAGAAGACUGACUAUCCAUAAUGUAGGCUGACUACCCAUAAUGUUGGCUAGUGAGACUGAUGUGUGUGUGUGUGUGUGUGUAUAUACACACACACACUAACAUUAAUUCACAAAAUAUAUCUAGGCAGGGACAGGUUUUUCCCAUAUGGCCAGCAUCUCGUUCCCUUAUACCCGCACCAGACAUGAUGUAAUGGAGGUAUGUCUCUAUUCAUAUACAUUAUAUAUACAUCUUUACAGAUAUUGGUAUACUACUAAAGAUAAUUGAUAACUUAGCAGUUAAGCUUAAUUAAAUAUAACCUAAAACUUGUAUUGAUUACAUAGAACCUCUUGUUAUUGAGCUAUGCUAUAUGACAUGUAUCGCUGAACUAGAUGACUAGUGAUUUUAUUGCUUCUGUGAGGGUCAUUCCAGAGAUGUCUGUAGGAGCAAGGUUGACCGAUUCUCAUAACAGGAUUUGAAUUGAAUGGUUUCAGCUAAGCCAAAAGAAAGGGGAUUGGUUGGGUUAAAUAUCAACAUGAGGGACAUGAUCAUCUCAGAACCCAGACAACGUAUGGUGUGUACUUGCCAUCUGAUGAGAGAUUUGAUCAUGUGGAAGUAAUGGGUCUGGUAGGGAAAGUGUUACUCAAUUGGAAACAGUUUUUGAUCUGAUCAGUUUUUUCUCUUGGUCAGUAAACAAUAGGAUGCCAAGGUACUCCCUUCGAUAAACAUCAGUGAUUUUACUAGAGUAGGUCAAUAAACUGUCCAAUCAGUUUUAGAGGAGUAACAAGGUGGGAGAGGCUUCUUCUGGAAUGACCCAGGUAUUUGCUUAACUGAGGGAACGUAUUACUACUGCUACUACUACUAUUAUGAUGAUGAUGAAUUAUGAUGACGAUAAUGAUUGCCAUUAUGACUAUUUCUAUUCUCCUAUAUGCUAUUGAUAUACGUAUAUAUGUUAAUUGCUAUGUAUAACUCUCUUUAUAAAUGUAUCCAUGUAUGAAUAUAAUACUUUACUGUAAACAGACGUAUGUGUAUGUUAAACAGGACUGUCCAGCAGGCAGGCCAGACAGGGAAGAGUUCAUAGUUUACCUUGCUCAAACUGGUACGAAGAACAACUCGGUUCAGUUUUAACAUACUUGCUGACUGUGACCUCACUCUCCGUUAGCUGGUUACGUAACAGGAACACAAGCUAACAUAGCAUAAGUGUCCAUAGUUCACAGGGCACCCUAGAUGACAGCAGACAGGUUACUGGACCAGGUUGUUGCUGAACAUCUGAUUUGAUAUAAUCUUGGUUGCUUGAGGUUAGUGGAUUGUAGGGGAGUUGAGAUUGUAUGGAAGAUAAGUUUGGUCGGUCAGUCCAAUGGAAUGUGCUAGUGACACUUUGAAUUUCCGAUAGCCAUGUAAAUCGCUAAUGAUUGUUUUCCUGACUGCUAUCGAGUGAGAUUAUAUAAUCAAUAAUACUUUAGUAUCAUUUAUUUAGUCAUUAACCCUGCUGGAACAACUCCAAGCAUACAUUGACGUCUGUAUACAUCAGUAUAGCACCUUAUUCAAUAUAUACCUAUAUAAAAGUAUACAUACCCCUAUCAUAUAAUCCUACUUUCUAUGAUACAUAUAACUAUAAUUAUACUUAGACACCUGUAUAAUUAAUUUAGAUAAGCGGUUCUGUUUUUCCCUGGUUGUUUGAAAAGGUCAUAGUCUGAUUUCAUUGGUUACAGUGCACACCGUACUACAUAAGUCCUUGUAUCUGCUCUGUUGCUAGGUUUGAGGGGCCUCCUUUGUCUUCAUCACAGUGUGCUGUUACCAAACAAAGGGGUCAGAGACAGGCCGGCAUUUUAGAAGUGUUCAAUCAACAGCCGCUGUUGUUUUAACUGACUCAUGGUUGUAAACAAACAGUUAUAUCAGAAGGGUCAAUAAUAAUCUCAGGCCUUGUGCUUGGAGGGGACUGGAGGAACUGAAAAGUCGUCAGACCAGACUAUCCAAACCCACCAGAGAGAACUGCAUUCGAUCAUGAGAUUGACUGAUUCGUCUUGGUUUAAGAAGAGGCUUUGACCCCAAAAAGCAUAUAGUCAGAUGUUUAUUUCUCCUGUUGUCUUUCCAAGUAGAAGGUUGAAGACAUUCUUGUAAACCUUGGUUCACUCCAUGUUCAUUAUUGCCACACAGGCAUUCCCUGUAUUAACAAAAAGAGAAAUACACUUAGGUGAAUUGACACUCACCCAGCCACACCCACCCAUAGCCACAAUGAGCUGAUAUUAAUUUACAUUAGCUUUCAGAGUUAUUAUUGGAUUAUUUUCUACUAUUUGGAAUAGGAACCAGAGUUUUAAGUGAAAAACAAGGCCUCUAUUUGUGUUAACUCUGUUUUGUCUUUCUCAUUUUUUCCCUCCCUGGUUGGAAGUGAAUUACGAUGACAAAUGGACCAAAUCUCUUGAAGGUGUUUAACAAUAAACAGAGUGUUUUAGA
Molecule: messenger RNA, 7295 nt
Organism: Salvelinus fontinalis (brook trout)
Lineage: Eukaryota; Metazoa; Chordata; Actinopteri; Salmoniformes; Salmonidae
Gene: zc3h7bb
Product: zinc finger CCCH-type containing 7Bb
Exons: 22
Coding region: 264-2924 (886 amino acids)
Biological process (GO): miRNA processing
Molecular function (GO): miRNA binding; protein binding; metal ion binding
Source: RefSeq, a predicted model, not a curated record